Molecule: messenger RNA, 548 nt
Organism: Chilo suppressalis (striped riceborer)
Lineage: Eukaryota; Metazoa; Arthropoda; Insecta; Lepidoptera; Crambidae
Source: the annotation of a GenBank genome assembly
AAAAAAAAGAUAUUUUUAACAUUGAUCAAAACUAAUCUAAAAAUCGAUAGGUCAUAAUCGUUUAUGAUGAAAAAUAAUCGAUUUUAUAAUAAUAGUUUUUCAUCCCUAACCGUCACGUACGUCAAUGUCAGUCAAGUGAAGUGAGUGAACUGUGGGUAAUAAUAUUUCUCUAAAUUCUUAUUUAGGUAUUUAAACCAGUAACAAUUUUAUUGCAGCCGUAAUGCUAACAAAAUCAUUAGCAUUUAGGGCACUUCUCUUCCGAAACAUAAAAAAUGUAUCUGAUAACUUGAAACAGUCAAAAAGAAAUGCAGGCCAUGGAGUAUGGAGUUAUAGGGUUCCGCCACCAAUGCCAUCCAAAAGGGCAACAUAUUUAGCUAACGGCCUCGGUGGUUUGGUAUGGUUUUGGAUACUUUACCAUGUUGCUACUGAGCCGGAACAUAUUUAUGGAGAAUGGCCAUAUAUUGAUCCCAGCACUUGGACCAAUGAAGAGUUAGGGAUCCCCGAUGAUUCUGUGGGACCACUGAAAGCUUAACAUUUCUUCAAAGAUU